Molecule: messenger RNA, 3591 nt
Organism: Saccostrea echinata
Lineage: Eukaryota; Metazoa; Mollusca; Bivalvia; Ostreida; Ostreidae
Product: receptor-type tyrosine-protein phosphatase T-like
Exons: 28
Coding region: 1-3591 (1196 amino acids)
Biological process (GO): protein dephosphorylation
Molecular function (GO): protein tyrosine phosphatase activity
Source: RefSeq, a predicted model, not a curated record
AUGAUGAAUCUCAGAAUUCUACAGUUUCUUUUGUCUGCGACAUGUACUUCCGCGUAUGUCAAUUUAGCUCUCGGGAAACCGGCCUGGCAGAAGAACAAUCAUCAAGGUAAAGAAAUAGAAUGGGGAGCAGAGAAGGCAGUGGAUGGACACUUUUCUGACCGCUCAGCAGGAGGAAAUCAGUGUACAAUAUCAGCAAAUGGAAAACAGACAGCGACAUGGAGAGUAGAUCUACAGAGAGUGGUCAGCGUCAGUUACAUCAACAUCUACUACAGGACUGAUAAUGCACCUAGUCCUGGUACCUACUACGGUCGAUUUGCUGGAUUUUCCCUCUACGUUUCUAAUACCACUCUUAAGGACGAUGGUUAUCUUUGUUUUCAUGAGAUACAAACAGUGGACGGUACACCAACAGAGAACCAGACAAUAAGCUGUCCUGUACAUGGACGAUACGUUAUAUACUACAACGAGAGGAGGCCGGAUGUGACGUACCCAAGUUACUACUCUCAAUAUGCAUACAUUGAAUUGUGUGAAUUGGAAGUUUAUGGUUGCUCCAAUCCACAGCUUUACGAAGAAGACUGUAAUGAAACAUGUCCUGAGAACUGCCAGGACGGGAGAUGUAACAUCACUACGGGAGACUGUCUGGGUUGUAUACCGGGAUAUAAAGGUCCUAAUUGUAGUCAAGCUUGUGAGGAACAAAUGUAUGGUCUUGAGUGCAUGUAUCCUUGUGGCAACUGUAGUGACGGAGAAUCCUGUCACCAUGUCAACGGCACAUGUCCCAGAGGUUGUAUUGAGGGGGUGGAGGGCACAACAUGUCAAAAUGCAUGCCAGUCAGGUUACUAUGGUAAGAACUGCAGUCAAGAAUGCAGUAUUAACUGUGGAGUGACCAGCAGAUGUAACAGGUUUACUGGGAAGUGUGACGAAGGUUGCAAGCAGGGAUGGAGGGAGGACCUAUGUGAUAAAAAAUGUGACAAUGGAACCUACGGAAUGAAUUGUACCAAACUAUGUGGAGAUUGUCGGAAUGAUACACAGUGCCAUCAUGUUAACGGUUGGUGUCUAGAAGGGUGUUCUGAAGGAUACAAGGGAUCUCGUUGUGACCGGAAAUGUGACGACGGAAUGUACGGUCAACGUGAUAAUUGUACUCAAAUCUGUGGCAGCUGUCUUUAUGACUCACAGUGUGACGAUAUCAACGGUACAUGUUCUGACGGGUGCUCUGUUGGAUACAAGGAGCCUCUCUGUAUAGAAUGUGACGAUGGGAUGUACGGAGAAAACUGCACCCAGACCUGUGGUCACUGUUAUAAUAAAACACAGUGUCACCCUGUCAAUGGAAGCUGUUUUGAGGGAUGUUCUGCGGGUUACACGGGGUCACGAUGUGACAAAGUGUGUACUGAAAUGAGUCCGGAGUCCAGAUCGUGUUCGAAAUCUUCUGAGACAGCAUCGUCGAUUCCUGUAAUUGCUGGAGUAAUUACCGCUGUUGUCUUCUUUCUGAUCAUAUUUGCAGCCAUCUUAGUAAGACGAUCGCGAGAUUCGAAAAGAAAUAACGAGAAAAAAAAGAUACGAAGCGCAGAAAGUGCUUCAAGAGCAGAAAAAACGACUUUCACGAAUAUUUUUUAUAACAUGGAUGAAGAUGAAGAAUUCUCAAAGAAAAGUGGAUCUCGACAUACACAUAGAAAAGACAAUCAGAGUUAUGAACUAUACAAAGAAACGAAUGAGCGGGAAGAUGAGAUCGACAAUGAUGAAAAUAUGCAUAAAGAAAACCCAUACGGAGAUCUCUCUAUGAAUGAAGAAAAGAUUCCAGAUAUUGAUAUAGAAAACUUGGAGAAGGUUAUAAAGGAAAAACGGAAAAAUGAAGAUGAUGGCUUUAAAAGGGAGUAUGCGACAAUGCCAUACGGUGAAAAAUACCCUUGUAACGCUGGAAAACAACCAGAAAACAUACUUAAGAACAGAUAUAAGAACACGUUGCCAUACGACCAUUCCAGAAUCAAAUUGUUGAACAGCCAAUCAGACUAUAUCAACGCUAAUUUUAUUGACGGCAUCAGUAAUUCGAAUGAAUAUAUUGCCACACAAGGACCACGUAAGAAUACGGUGACAGAUUUCUGGUCCAUGAUUUGGCAAGAGAAUGCCCACCAAAUAGUUACACUCACAAACCUCAAAGAAGGAAAACAGUCAAAAUGUGUCAGAUACUGGCCAGAUUUACAUCAAACUAGUACAUUUGGUGUGAUCUCCCUCAGCUUGGACGAAGAGGAAAGCUAUGCAAAUUAUAAAAUCAGAAAAUUUAGUGUAACUAACAAAGGGACAUCUCGAAUUGUAACACAGUACCACUAUACCGCCUGGCCGGACCAUGGCAUACCGGAACCGCUCUGUCUUGUACUUUUCCAUGAUCACGUGACAAGGACAAUUGAUCAACAAAAUAGUGGUCCAAUUUUAGUACACUGCAGUGCAGGGAUAGGGCCUACAGGUACAUAUAUCGCUAUAGACGCUUUAUAUAAGGCGGGCAAAACAAACAAGAAAAUCAACAUUGCCGAAUACGUGAAGAAAAUGAGAGAAAACAGAAUGAAUAUGGUUCAGACAUAUGAGCAGUAUAUGACUAUAUUUCUGGCACUUGAUACCAUGUUCAAAGCUCCAACAUGUGUACUAUCCAAAGCUGAAUUCUUAAGGAAAGCAGAGUUAAUGACGCGAGAUAAACAAUCCAAUAAGAGUCAAUUAACAAAAGAAUUUCAGACUCUUGUAAGAGUACGGCCGUCCUACACAGAAGAGGAUUAUAAGCUUGCUGUGGAGAGCGGGGAUAACAAAUCGGUUCUUCCACUUGACAAGUACAGUAUGUUCCUGUCUCCAAGUGUAACAAAGCGUGGAAAUUACAUCAAUGCCGUUUCUAUUCCUUCUUACCUCAACGUCGGAGCCUUCAUAAUAACACACUAUCCACCGCCAGAAGACGCUGUGGAUUUCCUGCGCCUGCUCACUGAUCACGAAUCAAAUGUAGUGAUUUGUAUGGAUCCUGUGAGAGAUGUUGAAUCAACAAGUAAGUGGAUGCCAUCUGCCAAUAAUUCAAAAUCCGUACCUCCAUUCACCAUUAUCUGCGAGCAUGAGCAGGUCUCCGAAAUGAAAUGUACCACAUUCACCAUUUAUCAGAAUGGGGAAAACAGUCAAAGACAUUCAAUGUCGAUUAUAGAGCCAAAGGGAAGCUUGAAAAAUAAAGACCAUUCUCAGGUUGCAGCGGAGAUGUUACGUUUGGUUGUAUUUGCUUUACAGAGUAAAACAGAUGUCCCCAUUACAGUAGUCAGCAGUGACGGAGCAGUGCUUUGUGGUGUAUUUUGUGCUGUAUAUAACACACUACAACAGUUGUCUAUGGAUAUUAACAUUUUUAUUAUCAGUGACGGAGCAGUGCUUUGUGGUGUAUUCUGUGCUGUAUAUAACACACUACAACAGUUGUCUAUGGACGGAGAGGUGGACAUCUUCUCUGCUGUCCGUCAGUUACAGAUAAGACGUCCAGAACUGUGCCCCACAAUGGAGGAGUACAUAUUGAUUCACGAUGCUGUGUAUGAAUACAUCCGGUCACAAGAAGACUCCACUGAGGAAAAUACUUACACCAACCUGUGA